Seriola aureovittata is the source of this 1958-nucleotide messenger RNA. RefSeq names its product chaperonin containing TCP1, subunit 5 (epsilon) (gene cct5). Gene Ontology annotation, cellular component: chaperonin-containing T-complex. The transcript has 11 exons. The coding region runs from base 136 to 1761 and encodes 541 amino acids. Gene Ontology annotation, biological process: protein folding. Gene Ontology annotation, molecular function: ATP binding; ATP-dependent protein folding chaperone; ATP hydrolysis activity. The record is from RefSeq and is a predicted model, not a curated record. Lineage: Eukaryota; Metazoa; Chordata; Actinopteri; Carangiformes; Carangidae.
CCGCCCGUGGAGCCUUCCAGAAGUCGCCGGCAGACCCGUGCGGCUUACAGCUUAGCCACACUCCAGAUUCACAUCAUAAAAACUCAUUAUUUUAUCACCUAAACACUUGCUAAGUGUCCUAAUCCUUCAGUCAACAUGUCCACCUUGGGGACACUAGCUUUCGAUGAGUAUGGGAGGCCUUUUAUCAUCAUCAAAGACCAGGACAAGAAGACACGGUUAUCGGGCAUUGACGCAUUGAAGUCUCAUAUUAUGGCAGCCAAGGCAGUUGCGUCAACGCUUAAAACAUCAUUGGGUCCUAAUGGUCUUGACAAGAUGAUGGUUGACAGAGAUGGGGAAGUGACUGUCACCAACGACGGAGCCACUAUCCUUAGCAUGAUGGAUGUGGACCACCAGAUUGCCAAGCUUAUGGUGGAGCUGUCCAAGUCCCAGGAUGAUGAGAUUGGUGAUGGAACCACUGGAGUUGUUGUGCUGGCUGGGGCUCUGCUUGAGCAGGCUGAGCAGCUGCUUGACCGUGGAAUCCACCCCAUCAGGAUCUCUGACGGUUAUGACCAGGCUGCACGCAUUGCCAUUGAUCAGCUAGACAAAAUGGCAGAAACCUUCCCCUGUGAUCCCAGCAACACAGAACCGCUCAUUCAGACCGCCAUGACAACACUGGGGUCCAAAGUCAUCAACCGGUGCCACAGACAGAUGGCAGAGAUUGCAGUGAAUGCCAUCCUCACUGUGGCUGAUAUGGAGAGGAAGGAUGUAGACUUUGAGCUUAUCAAGAUGGAGGGAAAGGUGGGAGGCAAGCUGGAAGACACACAGCUCAUCAAGGGAGUCAUAGUUGACAAGGAGUUCAGCCAUCCUCAGAUGCCCAAGGUUCUGAAAGAUGUGAAAAUUGCUAUCCUCACCUGCCCGUUUGAGCCUCCCAAGCCCAAGACCAAGCAUAAGUUGGAUGUGACCUCUGUGGAGGACUACAGAGCACUCCAGAAAUAUGAAAAGGAGAAGUUUGAGGAGAUGAUCCAACAGGUCAAAAGCAACGGGGCUAACUUGGCCAUCUGCCAGUGGGGCUUUGAUGAUGAAGCCAACCACCUCCUGCUGCAGAAUGAGCUGCCGGCCAUUCGCUGGGUCGGAGGGCCUGAGAUUGAGCUGAUCGCCAUUGCCACAGGAGGCCGCAUUGUCCCAAGGUUCUGUGAGCUCACACCAGAGAAGCUUGGCACGGCUGGUUUGGUGAAGGAGAUCGCCUUUGGUACUACAAAGGACCACAUGCUGGUUAUCCAGGAGUGCAAAAACACCAGGGCUGUAACGAUUUUCAUCCGUGGUGGCAACAAAAUGAUCAUUGAAGAGGCCAAGCGUGCUCUCCAUGAUGCUCUGUGUGUGAUCCGCAAUCUGGUCAGAGACAACCGUGUUGUGUACGGAGGAGGAGCUUCAGAGAUUGCAUGUGCCCUCGCAGUCAACCAGGCUGCAGAUAAAUGCCCAUCAUUGGAGCAGUACGCCAUGAGGUCGUUUGCUGAUGCUCUAGAGGUAAUCCCAAUGGCGCUGGCUGAGAACAGUGGGCUGAACCCUAUCCAGAACAUGACAGAGGUCAGAGCCAGACAGGUCAGAGAGAACAACCCCUUCCUAGGCAUCGACUGUCUGCAAAACAACACCAAUGACAUGAAGCAGCAACAUGUGAUCGAGACCCUGAUUGGCAAGAAGCAGCAGAUCUUGCUGGCUACUCAGGUAGUCAAGAUGAUCCUAAAGAUUGACGACAUCCGAAGCCAGGGAGAGAGCGAGGACUAGAGCGCUCCUGAACACCAUAAGGCUCGGUUGGCUCUAGAACACUUUAAAAAUGUGUCUGCUGUUCUAGAGAUUUUAGGCACUUCCCCGAGCACCAUGUCCAAGCCGCACUGCAUAUUGCUAUUUAUCAUUUGAUACAAAAUGUUCAAGCUGUUAUGGUAUCAAAAGUCACCAUUAAAAUGUUGGUCUGUUGAAAUUUA